CUCCCCCUAUAUAAAUCCACCCUCGCUUUCUCUCCUCCUCUCCUCUCACCACACCACGUCUCCACCCCUGCCACCUCACGCGCCCUCCUCUGUUCUCCUCUGCUUCUCUUUUCUUGUUUGAGCUCGGGGCAGUGAGGUGAGAAGGAGAAGGAGAGCAUACCAUAUAAUUGCGCCUUGGGUGCAGAUGACGAUGGUCUGGUGGUGGAUCACCGCGGCCGUGGCGGCCCUGGCGUACAUGGCGGUGAAGCUGAUGGAGGUGCUGUGGUGGCGGCCGCGGCGUGUGGAGGAGCACUUCGCGCGGCAGGGGAUCAGAGGACCCCCAUACCGGUUCUUCAUCGGCUGCGUCCGGGAGAUGGUGGCGCUCAUGGUGGCCGCCUCCGCCAAGCCAAUGCCGCCCCCCUACCGCUCCCAUAACGUCCUCCCCCGCGUCCUCGCCUUCUACCACCACUGGAAGAAAAUCUAUGGUUCCACGUUCCUCAUCUGGUUCGGCCCCACGCCGCGCCUCGCCGUCGCCGACCCGGACCUCAUCAGGGAGAUCCUCCUCUCGCGCGCCGAGCACUUCGACCGCUACGAGUCGCACCCCAUGGUGCGGCAGCUGGAGGGCGAGGGGCUCGUCAGCCUGCGCGGCGAGAAGUGGGCGCACCACCGCAGGGUGCUCGCGCCCACCUUCCACAUGGACAACCUCAAGAUGCUGCUGCCGUUCAUCGGGAGGACGGUCGUGGACAUGGUGGAGAAGUGGGACGCCAUGGCCGACGCCGUGUCAGGCGACGUCGAGAUCGACGUGUCCGAGUGGUUCCAGGUAGUGACGGAGGACGCCAUCACGCGCACGGCCUUCGGCCAGAGCUAUGAGGACGGGAAGGCCGUGUUCAAGCUCCAGACGCAGCUCAUGGCCUUCGCCUCUGAGGCAUUCCGCAAGGUCUUCAUCCCUGGAUACAGGUUCUUGCCGACCAAGAAGAACACGAGCUCGUGGAAGCUGGACAAGGAGAUCAGGAAGAACCUGGUGACGCUCAUCGGCCGGCGGCAGGAGGCCACAGACGACGAGAGGCUCCAAGGGUGCGCCAAGGACCUCCUCGGCCUCAUGAUCAACGCCGGCAGCAAAGGCGGCAGGAGAGGACAGCCGGUCAGCCCCAUCACCGUGAACGACAUUGUGGAGGAGUGCAAGACCUUCUUCUUCGCCGGCAAGCAGACCACGUCGAACCUCCUGACGUGGAUCACCGUCGUGCUCGCCAUGCACCCGGAGUGGCAGGAGCGGGCCCGGCAGGAGGUCCUCGACGUCUGCGGCGCCCACGACAUCCCCUGCCGCGAGCAGCUCGCCAAGCUCAAGACUCUCGGCAUGAUCCUGAACGAGACGUUGCGGCUGUACCCUCCGGCAGUGGCGACUGUGCGCCGGGCGAAGUCCGACGUGGUGCUCGGCGGCCGGUACCACAUCCCACGAGACACGGAGCUGCUGAUCCCGAUCAUGGCCGUGCACCACGACGCGCGGCUUUGGGGGCCAGACGCGACGGAGUUCAACCCGGCGCGGUUCGCGGACGGCGUGGCGCGGGCGGCCAAGCACCCGUCGGCGUUCAUACCCUUCGGGCUGGGCUCGCGGAUGUGCAUCGGCCAGAACCUGGCACUCCUGGAGACCAAGCUCACGGUGGCCAUCAUCCUCCAGCGGUUUGAUUUCCGGCUGUCGCCCAAAUACCUACACGCUCCGACGGUGCUGAUGCUCCUCCACCCACAGUACGGCGCGCCGGUGAUCUUCCGAUCCCGGUCGCUCCAGACGUCCUCCGAUCAUCAAGCGGAGGCGACGCCUGUGUAAAGAUGAACCUCACUAACCACUGUCAACUGUCAAUUGUGGCUGGCAGAAUGACAGACCAAAAUGACCAUGUGCUAUCUCAUGGUGAAUGCUGCUUUGCCAUCCGGAGCAGAGAUUGUUGGAGCAAAGGCUCGCUACCACCAAGAGAAUGAGUACAAUAACCACCCCAUGUACUGUACUAUACUGUACUAACAUAUAUCUUGCACCAAGAUGCCAGCAGCAGCUUAGAUUAGUAGAGAAGUAACAGUGUAGAAGGCUUUGAGCUGUGUCUCCCAAGCUUUUCUGUCUUUUUGUGUUGAUGGUUUCUUCCUUCA
Molecule: messenger RNA, 2112 nt
Organism: Lolium perenne
Lineage: Eukaryota; Viridiplantae; Streptophyta; Magnoliopsida; Poales; Poaceae
Product: cytochrome P450 734A6
Biological process (GO): brassinosteroid metabolic process; brassinosteroid homeostasis
Molecular function (GO): heme binding; monooxygenase activity; iron ion binding
Source: RefSeq, a predicted model, not a curated record